GAUGAUGAUGGUGAUGACAGUGCCGAUGAAGUUUGAUUGAGUACAGUUGUGCAUGAGAGGUCUUCUUCUCCCCCUUCCCCCUUUUUUUCUCUGCCCUUUUUCUCUCAAAGAUCUAGGGUUUUUUUCUUCCUUCUGAUCCAGCCCUCUUAGGAUCCUCCUCCUCUUCCUUCUUCUUCUAGGGGAGGCCGGAUGGAUCAAUAAUGGGCUCAAUGCGCGUUCCAAUUGUGGUAUAGGCUUGUGAUUGCCGCUCAGAAGGCAUGAGAGAUAAAACUUUGCAAUGCCAUCUGAAGCUAUGGGUGAUACAGAGAUACUGAGCUCUAAGCAGAGAGAAGAGAUGGCAAUAGGAGACAGAAGGCGGGCGCAACUUGUGCCACUUGCAUCUUUGAUCGGCAGGGAGUUGAGAAAUGAGAAGAUGGAGAAGCCUUGUGUAAAAUAUGGAUGUGCUGCACAAUCUAGGAAAGGGGAGGAUUACUUCUUGGUGAAGACCGACUGUCAACGAGUUCCAGGAAAUGCUUCUACAAACUUUUCGGUUUUUGCUAUCUUUGAUGGGCACAACGGGACUGCUGCAGCUAUAUUUACACGGGAAAACUUGUUGAAUCACAUUGUGGGUGCAAUACCUCGUGGGCUUGGGAGGGACGAGUGGCUUCAAGCUUUACCUCGUGCAUUGGUUGCAGGAUUUGUAAAGACGGACAAGGAAUUUCAGAGCAGAGGAGAGACUUCAGGAACUACCGUGACAUUUGUAAUAAUUGAUGGAUGGACGGUGACGGUCGCUUCAGUAGGAGAUUCACGUUGUAUCCUGGACUCUCAAGGUGGCUGCAUUUCGCUCCUCACUGUCGACCACAGGCUGGAGGAAAACGCAGAAGAGAGGGAAAGGGUAACUGCAAGUGGCGGUGAAGUGGGAAGGCUGAGUCUGUUUGGUGGCUCAGAGGUUGGUCCUCUUCGUUGUUGGCCUGGAGGUUUGUGCCUUUCAAGGUCGAUCGGUGACAUGGAUGUUGGAGAGUUUAUUGUUCCAAUUCCAUACGUUAAACAAGUAAAGCUAUCGAAUGCUGGUGGAAGGCUCAUAAUUGCUUCUGAUGGCAUUUGGGAUGCUUUAUCUUCUGAGAUGGCAGCAAAGGCUUGCCGUGGGUUGCCUGCUGAGCUGGCUGCAAGACAAGUUGUUAAGGAAGCUCUGCGAUCAAGGGGUCUUAAAGAUGACACAACCUGCAUUGUUGUGGACAUAAUCCCACCUGACCGUGCUGUUCCGCCCUCCUCUCCUCCAAAAAAGCAAAACAAACUGAAAUCUCUCAUCUUCAGAAAGAAAUCACGAGAUUCUGCAAAUAAAUUAUCACAGAAGCUAUCUGCUAUAGGUAUUGUGGAAGAGCUGUUUGAAGAAGGCUCUGCAAUGCUUGCAGAAAGGUUGGGAAAUGACUCGACAUCCCAGACAACUGCUGGGUUGUUCACUUGUGCUAUUUGUCAAGUUGAUCUUGCUCCUAGUGAGGGUAUAUCCGUCCAUGCCGGUUCCAUUUUCUCAAUGAGCUCAAAGCCAUGGGAAGGCCCUUUUCUUUGUGCUGACUGCCGAAUCAAGAAGGACGCGAUGGAGGGUAAACGGCCUAGUGGAGUCAAAGUAGUAUAGUCUUUCUCUCUCCCUCUCUCAUUUUUUUUUUCUCCAAAGGUAACCCAUUUUUCUGCACAGGCGAGUGUCUGAUUUCACUUGGCUGACGUGGCAACCCGUGUAUGUAAUAUUUUCCUUUUAAUAAUAUAAUGUCAGUGUGGAUGAAGAGAAACUAUGACAUUUUGGGUAUGAUUUAUUCCAUAUAUUCUUUGUAAUUUUGAGAUGAAAAAUAUAUAUGGAUAUCAUAAUUAAAAGAUACGUUGACUAA
Molecule: messenger RNA, 1859 nt
Organism: Nymphaea colorata (pocket water lily)
Lineage: Eukaryota; Viridiplantae; Streptophyta; Magnoliopsida; Nymphaeales; Nymphaeaceae
Product: probable protein phosphatase 2C 15
Exons: 9
Coding region: 278-1612 (444 amino acids)
Biological process (GO): protein dephosphorylation
Molecular function (GO): protein serine/threonine phosphatase activity
Source: RefSeq, a predicted model, not a curated record